Molecule: messenger RNA, 1107 nt
Organism: Cyphellophora europaea CBS 101466
Lineage: Eukaryota; Fungi; Ascomycota; Eurotiomycetes; Chaetothyriales; Cyphellophoraceae
Exons: 1
Coding region: 1-1107 (368 amino acids)
Source: RefSeq, a predicted model, not a curated record
AUGCCUGCUUCGUCCGUCAACAUCGAUGAUGAUGCCUCAAUAGCACGACUCCUGGCGGAGGAUGCGAGGGCAUCUUCAUCCCGCUAUGCCAAACAAGGGCUCUCAGCAUUGUUGCCAAAGCGGCCCGCCGGAAGCGCGCCAAAAGCGAAUACCAGAUUUCUCAAAGCCCUCGUGAGAGACGCAGACAGUCACAAUGCGGCACUGAGACGGAAAGAGGAUCGAGAGCGAGUCGAGCGCCUCCGCAAUGGCGGGAAGAAGCCGACCUUGGACUCAAAUAUGGAUGACAACAGACAACGGCAGGGGAAAGGUAGGGACCAUGACCGUGACAGAAAGCGGAGACGUCUCAGCAGCGUUCGAAACGAUAGUAAGGCAAAGCGCGAUGGAGUCCGAGACUUUCGAUCCAGGCGACGCGACAGACACGACAGUGACAGUCGCUCGAGGUCCCGGUCCCGCGAAAGCGGUGCGCACAAGCAUAAAUAUGGACGUCGACGUCACGACGGCGAUGGCACAAGGUCGAGGCACGGUCAAGAUUCCGACUCUGGGGAGCGACCUGAGAGGUUGCACUAUAAGUACAAGCGUCACCGCUCCAGAUCCCGAAGCCCUCGAAAUGGUGUGUCUGGAGACGGAGUGGUGGCGCGGUCCCCUAAGCCUGUGACUCAGCCGAGACGGGGAUCCUCAUCCUCUGAUCCUUUGGAGGAGCUUGUUGGACCUUUACCAGCAAAGGAGCCUGACUUGCCGGCACGUGUCCGGGUCCGCGGCCGGGGAGCCCACAAAAUUGCGUCAACGUCCAACAUUGAUGCACAUUUUUCGCCGAAGUACGACCCAAGUUUGGACGUCCAUCCAGAGGAGGAGCACUCCGAUGAGCGUGAGGACUGGGAGAUGGCACUGGAGGCUGUCCGCGAUAGGCAGGCCUGGAAGAAGAAGCAUGCCGACAGGCUGCGCGAGGCUGGUUUCAACGAUGACGAGAUCGACAAGUGGGAGGAUCCGGGCCGGGAAAAGGAUGCACGAGACGUCCGUUGGCGGAGCAGAGGUCAGGUAAGGGAGUGGGACAUCGGAAAAGACGAACAGCCCAGCAACGAAGUCGAAGAUGGCCGACUAUCCCCUUAA